GAGAUGAACAUUCAGCCUUAACAAAAUAAAGCAGAAGACAAAAAGCUUUAUAUUUUUCAGAAGUUGAAACCAUGAAUGUUGAAGAAGAGGUUGAGAAACUCAAAGUAGAGAUUCAAAGACUUGGAAAUGUCCAAGCUGAUGGCUCUUACAAGGUCACUUUUGGUGUGCUAUUUAACGAUGAUAGAUGUGCAAACAUAUUUGAAGCACUAGUCGGAACACUAAGGGCAGCCAAGAAGCGCAAGCUUCUUACUUAUGACGGUGAGCUAUUGCUGCAAGGAGUGCAUGACAAUGUGGAAAUCAUUCUCAAGCCAGCUGCUCAGCCCGCAACAGCAACAACAGCCGAGUCAGUUAUCAAGACUUGACAUUUUCAGAAUGUAAUAAAUAAUGAAUACUUUAUGUCAUAAGAAACUUGCUUUUGUAUUUGGUUGGCCUUGUUUAAAUUCUAAAAAGUUUUAAGACAAGAAAGCUAAUGAUAACUCUAUGUUUUUUUUUCCUCUUCA
Mercurialis annua (annual mercury) is the source of this 500-nucleotide messenger RNA. RefSeq names its product costars family protein. The record is from RefSeq and is a predicted model, not a curated record. Lineage: Eukaryota; Viridiplantae; Streptophyta; Magnoliopsida; Malpighiales; Euphorbiaceae. The transcript has 2 exons. The coding region runs from base 72 to 362 and encodes 96 amino acids. Gene Ontology annotation, biological process: regulation of actin filament-based process.